CGGUACGUUUUUGUUUUUAGGGAGGUUUAAUAGAGCAGCGCUACAUUCACCGCCCCACGAUUAUUUAAAGAAGCCAAGAGAGAGUUGUUGAUCAAGAAGAUGCCUUGGCCUGCUGGUGGAAGCGAGAAGAGGAAGAGAAGAAGCAGGAAGACAGAGAGAUAGAGGAGAAUGUCGAUCUUCUCUUCUUUGGAAUUGUUCUUCAUCUUUUCUCUUAUAGCAGGUCAAAUUCUCCAAAUCUUGAGUCUUAAUAUCGGGAUCAAUUAUGGCCAAAUUGCCAACAAUCUUCCUUCACCAUCCCAAGUUUCUGAGCUUCUUCAGUCUCUCUCUAUCAAUAAAGUUAAGCUUUACGAUGCUGACCCGAAUGUAUUAAGUGCCUUCGCCAAUUCGAACAUCGAGUUCAUAAUUGGGAUUGGCAAUGAGAAUGUUGCAAACAUGAUAGAUUCAUCACAAGCAAAAGCCUGGAUUCAGCAAAAUGUUCAGUCAUUCCUUCCUCAGACAAAGAUUACAUGCAUAACCGUAGGCAAUGAAAUUCUCUCCGGCAAGGACACGUCGCUAAUGUCCAACCUUGUACCAGCAAUGCAGUCUCUCCAUGGUGCUCUAGUCUCUCUUGGAUUGGACCAACAAGUGAAUAUAACCACUGCACAUUCUCUUGCUAUACUAGGUAACUCUUACCCUCCUUCCUCAGGCUCCUUCCUACAAAAUCUUGCUCAAUACAUUCAGCCAUUGCUUGACUUCCAUUCAAAAACCAACUCCCCUUUCUUGAUAAAUGUUUACCCUUACUUCGCCUAUAAGGCUAGCCCAGAUACUGUUUCAAUGGAGUAUGUCCUCUUUCAGUCAAAUCAAGGUGUCACUGAUCCAAAUACAAAUCUAAACUAUGAUAACAUGCUCUAUGCUCAGCUUGAUUCUGUCUAUUCUGCAAUAAAAGCAAUGGGAUAUAAUGAUAUUAAUGUAAGAGUAUCAGAGACUGGCUGGCCAUCUAAAGGGGAUCCUGAUGAGGCUGGAGCUACUGUAGAGAAUGCAGCUUUAUACAAUGGAAAUCUCUUGAAGAGGUUGGAGAUGAAUCAGGGUACACCAUUGAUGCCAAAUACACCACUCAGUAUCUAUGUUUUUGCCUUAUUCAAUGAAGAUUUAAAGCCUGGUCCAACAUCUGAGAGGAAUUAUGGGCUGUUCUACCCCAACAACACUCCUGUCUACAAUAUUGAUUUGCAAGGGUCUGGAAUAUCCGGAUUCUCAGGAUUCUCUCCUUCAUCAACAUCUUUCAUAGUGACGGGUUCAUCUUCUAAGCAAGUGGUAAUCUCUCUUUUAGGCAUUCUUGGCAGUCUUAUUUGUAGCUAUAUAACACAAUUUUGAUAAAGAGGAACAGCUUUAGAAAGGAAAAGAAAUUCAAUUUCACUAAUCCACAUGAGAUCCCUCAAAAGAGUCUGCAUGCAGAAAUUGAGGUAUAUAUGCCAGCAAAAAAUCUUGUUAAAUAUAGCUGUUUUUUCAUUUAUUUAAUCACAUGAAUGUAUUGGAUUAGCCCCACAUUGAAUAAUCAAAAAGUGUGUUGUUAUAAAAAUAUUGAGUGGUUGUUUCUCAUCUAUAUAUUUAGAGCUUUUGUGGGGAAAAUAAACUUAGCCAGUUAUGUAUUAAGCCCAACUUGGGCCUCCCCUUUGAUGCUUCAGUUUUAAUCGAGUGAUUCUUGUGGUUUGUUGCUUUCA
Messenger RNA from Dendrobium catenatum, 1697 nucleotides. Its product is annotated as glucan endo-1,3-beta-glucosidase 14. Gene Ontology annotation, molecular function: hydrolase activity, hydrolyzing O-glycosyl compounds. Gene Ontology annotation, biological process: carbohydrate metabolic process. Lineage: Eukaryota; Viridiplantae; Streptophyta; Magnoliopsida; Asparagales; Orchidaceae. The record is from RefSeq and is a predicted model, not a curated record. The transcript is spliced from 3 exons. Bases 169 to 1350 code for a protein of 393 amino acids. Gene Ontology annotation, cellular component: plasma membrane.